Molecule: messenger RNA, 3873 nt
Organism: Danaus chrysippus (African queen)
Lineage: Eukaryota; Metazoa; Arthropoda; Insecta; Lepidoptera; Nymphalidae
Source: the annotation of a GenBank genome assembly
AUGAAUAAACCAAAAGGAUUUCAAUUUGCAAUUGAUCGUGGAGGUACAUUUACCGAUGUAUAUGCUCAGUGUCCGAAUGGCAAAAUUCGUGUUAUGAAACUUUUAUCAGUGGAUCCCCAAAACUAUGAUGAUGCACCGAGAGAGGCUAUUAGACGGAUAUUGCAUGAGGAAACUGGUAAUGCAGUAGACGAACAUGGAAAAGUCAAUUCAUCUCUCAUAGAAUCUAUUAGGAUGGGUACAACAGUCGCAACUAAUGCUCUAUUAGAAAGGAAGGGAGCAGAAAUGGCUCUUGUCAUUAACAAAGGAUUUAAAGAUCUUUUAUUCAUUGGAAAUCAGGCUCGGCCAAAUAUAUUUGAUCUGAAUAUAAGACGUCCUGGCGUUCUUUACAAAGAGGUUGUGGAAAUCGAUUGUCGUGUUAUACCAGCAUUAGAAGAUCGAUGUCAGAUUGACAAAUCUAAACUGGAUUGGAAGGAAGUUAUAGGAACUACGGGUCAAAAGAUGUUGGUUAUGAAGGAUAUUGAUGAGGAAGAAGUGCGGAGAGAUCUGGCGGCUUUAAGAGAGAAAGGGAUAGACAGUAUAGCUGUGGUACUAGCUCACAGCUAUACAUACAGGGAUCACGAAUUGAAGAUUGGAAGAAUUGCUGAGGAAUUAGGUUUCAACCAGGUGUCUCUAUCUCAUGCGGUGAUGUCUAUGGUCAGGAUAGUUCCCAGAGGCUACACAGCAUCAGCGGACGCGUACCUCACUCCUCACAUAAGGGAGUACGUGACCAGUUUCUCCAGCGGGUUUACAGAUGCUCUGAAAAACACCAAUGUACUAUUCAUGCAGUCGGAUGGAGGACUUACUCCUAUGAACAUGUUCAAUGGUUCACGUGCGAUACUAUCCGGACCGGCCGGCGGCGUGGUGGGCUACGCACUAACUUCAUACAACAAACAAACCGGUCUACCAGUUAUAGGUUUCGACAUGGGCGGUACGUCGACGGACGUUUCUCGGUACGCGGGAUCCUUGGAGCAUGUGCACGAGGCCACUACAGCCGGGGUCACUAUACAGGCGCCGCAACUAGAUAUAAACACAGUAGCAGCGGGCGGCGGGUCCGUAUUAUCAUUCCUCUCAGGCCUGUUGUCUGCGGGGCCCGAGUCCGCGGGGGCCCACCCCGGGCCCGCCUGCUACAGGCGAGGAGGCCCGCUCACUGUCACUGACGCUAACUUACUGCUAGGUCGACUUCGUCCUGAUUAUUUUCCAAAAAUUUUCGGUCCCGCGGAGAACGAGCCACUGGAUAAAGAAGCGACGAUCACCGGCUUUAAGAAAAUGACGGCGGAAAUAAACGCGUUCUUAAAACAGGAAGGAAACAAAGAGAUGUCAUUGGAGGAGGUAGCGAUGGGAUUCAUUAAUGUCGCUAACGAGGCUAUGUGUCGACCGAUCAGGUCAUUGACCACAGCCCGUGGUCACGACGCCCGCGCCCACGCCCUCGCGUGUUUUGGAGGAGCGGGCGGACAACACGCGUGUAGCGUGGCCCGCCGGCUGGGGAUUAAAACAGUGCUCAUACAUAAAUACGCUGGUAUCCUAUCAGCAUACGGCAUGGCUCUAGCGGACGUGGUGCAAGAAGAACAGGCGCCGUGUGCUGAUGUGUACAAACCUGAGAACUACCCACAUCUAGACGAACAGAUUGAUACACUCUCCGCUGUAUGUAGGGAGAAACUAAGAGCACAGGGCUUCACAGAUGACCAGAUAAUACUGGAGCCCUACCUACACUUGAGAUACUCCGGAACAGAUUGUGCUCUCAUGGUGUCUCCUAUACAAGGCGACCAAGCUACUAGACAUGGAGAUUUUUAUACAGCGUUUGUUAACAGAUAUAAGAACGAGUUUGGCUUCACGCUGUCAAACCGGGAGGUUGUGGUUGAUGACGUCAGAGUGAGAGGUGUUGGAAGAAGUGAGGGAAGGAAAGAGACGGCAAUAGAGGUGGAGAAGGAAACGACACCCACAGUUGAUAAAGUCGUCCAAGUAUACUUCGAAGGCGGUUAUCAGAACACAACUAUAUAUCCGUUGGAGAAACUAUCACCAGGUCAUAAAAUUCCAGGUCCCGCCAUUAUAAUGGACAAACUAUGUACUAUACUUGUGGAGCCAGGUUGUACAGCUGAUAUUACUAAAUACGGUGAUGUUAGUAUCACUAUAGGCUCGGGUCAAAAGACGGAAGUGACGUCACAACUGGACUCGGUCCAGCUCAGCAUCUUCUCUCACAGAUUCAUGUCGAUCGCUGAACAGAUGGGCAGGGUUCUGCAACGUACAUCAAUAUCAGUGAAUAUAAAGGAGCGUCUGGACUUCUCGUGCGCUCUGUUCGGCGCGGACGGCGGGCUCGUCUCUAACGCGCCACACAUACCUGUACACCUGGGGGCCAUGCAGGAGACUGUGCAGUAUCAGAUGAAGGUCCGCGGCUCGUCUCUCCGUCCCGGGGACGUGUUGUUGUCCAAUCACCCGCGGGCCGGCGGCUCACACCUGCCGGACCUCACCGUCAUCACACCUGUCUUCCAUGAGUCUAGUUCUCAGCCAAUCUUCUUCGUAGCGUCUCGAGGUCACCACGCAGACAUCGGUGGGCUAACUCCGGGCUCGAUGCCUCCUCACUCCACAAGCCUACAUCAAGAAGGAGCCUCCUUCAAGUCCAUGAUGUUAGUACAGAGAGGAGUGUUCAAUGAGAAAGAGUUGGUUGAAGAGCUGAUGAAGCCCGGUCAAGUCCCCGGAUGUUCUGGUACUAGGAAUCUAGCGGACAACCUUUCAGAUCUAAAGGCUCAAGUCGCUGCUAACCAAAGGGGCAUACAACUGGUCUCUGAACUGAUAGAAGAAUACAGCCUUGAAGUGGUCCAGGCUUAUAUGACUCAUAUACAGAAGAACGCUGAACUAGCUGUUAGAGACAUGUUGAAGCAAAUAGCAGAGAAGACAAUAAAGAAGACGGGCUCAUGUGUUCUAAAAGCUAUAGAGUAUUUGGACAACGGCGCGCCGAUCACUUUAACUGUUACCUUGGACCCCAACACGGGCGGCGCUAUAUGUGACUUCACUGGUACUGGCGUAGAGGUGUGGGGUAACUUGAACGCCCCUCGAGCCAUUACUAUGUCUGCUAUCAUAUACUGUCUGCGGUGUAUGGUUGGGAGAGAUAUACCACUCAACCAGGGUUGUCUGAAUCCAGUCACCGUUAUAAUACCUCCCGGUAGUUUAUUGGACCCUAGUGAUGAAGCUGCCGUGGUUGCUGGCAACGUGCUGACGUCACAGAGACUCGUAGACGUUAUACUCAAGGCGUUCCAGGUUUGUGCCGCCUCUCAAGGUUGCACCAACAAUCUGACACUCGGCGAGACUACAUGGGGAUAUUACGAGACUGUAGCCGGCGGUAGUGGAGCGGGUCCGGGUUGGCACGGCGCAUCGGGAGUUCACACUCAUAUAACAAACACACGUAUUACAGACGUAGAGAUAGUUGAGACGAGAUACCCCAUGAUUGUUACCAACUUCUCAUUGAGGAGCGGCUCCGGGGGACGAGGUAAAUGGCGCGGCGGAGACGGCGUGACUCGCGAGCUAGUGUUCAGACGGACGGUGCAAGUAUCCGUUCUCACUGAACGAAGAGCCUUCCAGCCAUACGGAAUGAACGGAGGUGAGCCAGGUGCUAGAGGUCUGAAUCUCCUUCAACGAGCCGACGGAAGAUUAAUUAAUCUAGGAGGAAAAUCUUCAGUUACAGCUUUUCCUGGAGAUAAAUACAUCAUGAACUCACCGGGAGGCGGUGGCUAUGGUCGACCGUCAGGAGAUGAGACAAACGAACAGACAGACAUACAACAUAAUGAAUUCGUGGAGAGAGGAAGUGUCUAUGAAUAUAGAAGUGCUCAAGAAUCAGUUUAA